UCCCUCACACUAGUAUAGGUGGUACCCCUGCGUAAAGCUUUUGCUAGCUGUCACUGUUGACUCCUCCGCAACUGUACAGUUAGCUGUGUUGAAUAUGAAAGUUCCAUCUCUGGUUCCCUCACGAGCUAGCUGAAAACGACCGCUAGCAUCAUAUUUCCUCAUCGAGAAGAACUUUCUAGACGUCAGGUGGAUGAAACAGUCGCUCAGCCUCACAGUACCAAAACAAUGGCAUGCGAAAGGAGUUUUCCUGAUUCUUUCAUAGACGCGGAUCCACAGAAAGCUCUGGAGGAACUCAACGGGGCUUUAGGGGAAUCAUCUAAUAAUGCUGAAUGGCUCUGUCAGCGGUCGUACGCCCACAUUCUGCUUGAAAAUUAUACUCGUGCUGCUGAGGAUUCCAAAAAAGCCCAGCAGCUUCAGCCUGGACUAGCUCUCGCCUUUCUGAGAACAGGAAUUGCUGAGUACCAUCUGAACAACUUUACGUCUGCCCAUGAGGCCCUGCUGGAAGGGCAGAAGCUUGAAGGCUCCAAUGACUUGUUCCAGACGUGGAUAAACCGCUGUGAGGAGGCAAAGCAGACAGAGCAGGCUCAGAAUGCAGCCACAAAUACGCAACCCGCUGCCCCACUGCCUGUCAAGCACGACUGGUACCAGACUGAAUCACAAGUCAUUGUCACCAUCAUGCUUAAGGGCGCCAAUAACGAGGACGUCAGGGUCAGCUUCGAGGAGAAAGAGUUGUCAGCGUCUGUGAAGCUGGCGUCGGGAGAAGACUACUGCCUUAAGUUGUGCCUCCUGCACGCUGUGGUCCCCGAGCAGUGCACUUACCGGAUCCUCUCCACCAAGAUCGAGAUUAAGAUGAAGAAGACAGAGGGCAUCCGAUGGGAGAAGCUGGAGGGGGAGGGCACCCUGCCUAACGUCAAGCACUUUACCCCCAGCCAGUACCCGUCGUCCUGCCACUACACGCGCAACUGGGACAAGGUGGUGGGCGACAUCAAGGAGGAGGAGAAGAACGAGAAGCUGGAGGGAGACGCGGCGCUCAACAAGCUCUUCCAGCAGAUCUACUCGGACGGCUCGGAUGAAGUCAAGCGUGCCAUGAACAAGUCCUUUAUGGAGUCAGGUGGGACGGUCCUGAGCACCAACUGGACGGAUGUGGGCAAGCGGACAGUCGACAUGAGCCCCCCCGACGACGUGGAGUUUAAGAAGUUCUGAUCGCUGACAGGAGGAGACGAAGAGAGAGGUGGACCUUUAGCACUCCUGCCAUCUGUCCGUCAAACCUGUGGCCACACCUACGCCUCCAUUUUGUCCCAUGUGUCCGGCCCGAAACCCUGUACAGAGAGCUGGACCACCAUCGCAUCCUUCGCUCACUCACUCACUUAAUCAUUCAUUCUUCUGGGCAUGUUUUUUUGUUUGUUUGUUUUUUAUCAGUCUUUAUGAGUGAAUAAAGUGUACAUUUUUACUAAAAA
This is a messenger RNA of Alosa sapidissima (American shad), 1457 nucleotides long. RefSeq names its product SGT1 homolog, MIS12 kinetochore complex assembly cochaperone (gene sugt1). The transcript is spliced from 13 exons. The record is from RefSeq and is a predicted model, not a curated record. Gene Ontology annotation, biological process: protein stabilization. NCBI's taxonomy places the organism in Eukaryota, Metazoa, Chordata, Actinopteri, Clupeiformes, Clupeidae. Gene Ontology annotation, molecular function: protein-folding chaperone binding. Bases 226 to 1203 code for a protein of 325 amino acids.